Rubroshorea leprosula is the source of this 1393-nucleotide messenger RNA. Lineage: Eukaryota; Viridiplantae; Streptophyta; Magnoliopsida; Malvales; Dipterocarpaceae. The record is from the annotation of a GenBank genome assembly.
GUCUUUAUAUACCCCAACUCCUUACAAGACUCUGCACACCGCCACCGGCACCGAAAAUGUCACCGAUCUAUUCUUUGUUUUCUGUCCUCUUGUUCCCGAUCUUGGUUUCCGGGGAUGGCGGAUCCCCAAAACCCCAAGUUCAAACCUUGAACAUCCAGAGACCUGAAUACAUCAACCCAAAGUUGCCUCCGAGAACCCUUUCCCCCUCUAAGAAAUUUGAAGGCUCUUCCAACCUUGUCGACCUUCGAUACCACAUGGGUCCCGUCCUUUCCUCCUCCCCCAUCAACAUCUACCUAAUUUGGUAUGGCCGCUGGACUCCAGCACAGAAACUCCUCAUCAAGGACUUCCUCACCUCCAUUUCCCCUGACGCGGCAGCUCCCUCCCCUUCCGUCUCCGAGUGGUGGCGCAUCGUCUCCCUCUACACUGACCAGACCGGCGCUAAUGUUUCACGCAGCAUCGUCAUAGCCAAGGAGUACACUGACGCUCGUUACUCUCAUGGGUCCCACCUCACGCGCCUUUCGAUCCAGCAAGUGAUCGCCAGCUCUGUUAAAUCUGCGCCGUUUCCGGUUGACCACAAGAACGGAAUCUACCUCGUCCUCACCUCGCAAGACGUGACAAUGCAAGAUUUCUGUCGCGCCGUCUGCGGUUUCCAUUACUUCACAUUCCCUUCAAUGGUCGGCUACACUCUCCCCUACGCUUGGGUCGGCAACUCUGGGAAGCAGUGUCCCGAGGUCUGUGCCUACCCAUUCGCCGUACCAGGGUACAUGGGUGGGGGCGGUCCGGGAGCACUGCUGCCUCCAAAUAGAGACGUGGGUGUGGAUGGGAUGAUCAGCGUCAUUGCCCACGAGUUGGCGGAGCUAUCAUCUAAUCCGCUAGUAAACGCAUGGUACGCCGGCGAGGACCCCACUGCGCCGACGGAGAUAGGUGAUCUAUGUGAGGGCUUGUACGGAACCGGUGGCGGUGGUGGGUAUAUUGGGCAGGUGAUGAGUGACAAGAAAGGUAGGACCUUUAACAUGAAUGGUAAGAAUGGGAGGAAGUUCUUGGUGCAGUGGGUCUGGAGUCCGGCGUUGAAGGCUUGUGCUGGUCCAAAUGCUUUGGACUAAAUUUUUUUUUUUCUAGUUUCUUUGUUUGUUCAGAACAAAGAUUCUUUUCUCAUGAAUCUGUUUUUUGAUAAAAUCAUUUGGGUUUGAGCCGAGAGCUGAUGUUUGCUUCAAGAAAGAAGGGAGGAAUUGCAGGAUGUGAAAUUUUUUUUAACUAUUUUGGUCAAUUAUGCAGUAUCUGUUAUAUAGUUUAGAUGUAUAAAUAUUGAAGUGCUGUUUUUUCAAUAUGAUAUUUAUCUCUUGUACCGGAAAAAUGAUUUUUGUUUCUAUUUAUAUAAAAUUUCUUUAGUUCA